Messenger RNA from Magallana angulata, 1322 nucleotides. RefSeq lists its product as uncharacterized. The record is from RefSeq and is a predicted model, not a curated record. Bases 26 to 1183 code for a protein of 385 amino acids. NCBI's taxonomy places the organism in Eukaryota, Metazoa, Mollusca, Bivalvia, Ostreida, Ostreidae. The transcript is spliced from 6 exons.
CACUUUCAUUACGUCAACAACCAACAUGGAUCCAUCUCAGGCAUCUGUUAUGGAGUACGUGCAAGUCCUUCAACAAAAUGUUGCUGAAUUACACCAAAUGGGGAAAGAAUGGGGCAUGACAGAGGAAGAGAUGUCAGCUUGUAUCGAAAGAGUAUUGAAGGAAGAUGAGAAUGUCGUUGUAACUCCCCCACCUACCUUUACAUUGAGGCGCAUCUUACGACGUGUCCCCAUGGCAAUUUUCUUCCUGUUUGUGACCAUUCUGGCCAUCGCGUGUGGAACUUUGGUUCUAUUUUACGUGUAUCCGCCUGCAGAGAAUUAUGUUUCAGGAGCUCUUCAGCCGUAUGGUUACACAAUUUUCAGAGCAGUGCGUCUUGCAACACUUCCUCUUCACCGUUACUUCAAUAUCACGAGUUUGUAUGAUGCUGAGUGUAUUGUUGGUAACCCUUGGUUUGAGGAACCCUCCAUGGACUGCGUCUUUUGUGAGGAUGUGAAAAAUAUCGAAAUUUUAUAUGACACCAAUGACCAAGAGUUGAUAAUGAAAUAUCUUGCAGAUGCCAGACCUAUGGUUUUUCAGGGGUUGGCUGAGACAGUAUCAUUCGAAGAUUUAAGACACCUCUACAGAAAUAAUAAGGAUGUCAUUGAUACUGCUGCUUUCUUCCAAUCCAAUGUGCCAGGAAUGAAGAACAUUCAGGACCUGUUCAAAGAUGAAAUAGAUGAAAAUGUUUUGUACAAGGACAAAACGACCAUUCACUGGUUGACAAAAAACAUCGCCGGCAGUCAGGUGAUGAGGAAGCUGUUUCCUCGGCCAUCUUUUAUUCCUCCUGAUAGUGAGGUGGCCCUGGAGAAGGUGGUUUUUGUGGAUGGACACAAAUCUGAGCACUAUGAGCUGGUGGCAGUGAUUUUACAGCAGGGCUAUUACAUGCAGCUGUCAGGCAGUCGUAAGGUGAUAGUCACACCUACCAAAUCUUGUAGAGAGGUGUGCAGCCCCAUGCAUAUCCUGAUGAAUGAAGGAGAUGUCUUGACCUAUAACCCUGGAAUCUGGAGGGUAGUAAUGAUGCCAAACUUACAGAAUAAGCUCAGCAUUGGUUUUCUGGGGUCCUACUCUUUCAAUGGAUUAAAUCAUGGUGAAAUUAAAAUAGACGAGGAACCCACAACAGCAAAUGGUGGAGAAAAAAGAGAAUAAUUAUAAAUACCAUAGAAAUUUUUUUUCACAAAUAAAAUUGAAUCCUUAAUUAAGGAGAACAACAUUACAAAGGACAGGAAACAAUUCUAUUUCACAUGAAAUUGGCCAUCAAAUUUGAUUAAAUUAAAUUUUAACUGAA